Brassica rapa (field mustard) is the source of this 1301-nucleotide messenger RNA. Its product is annotated as heavy metal-associated isoprenylated plant protein 27. The record is from RefSeq and is a predicted model, not a curated record. Gene Ontology annotation, molecular function: metal ion binding. Lineage: Eukaryota; Viridiplantae; Streptophyta; Magnoliopsida; Brassicales; Brassicaceae.
UGAUUAGUACAAUAUUGUUCACUUUGAGUCUCAUUGGCUGGCUUACAUAGAUUUACUUUUGGUUUUCUUCCCAAAAAAUCUCGAACUAAACAUCUUUUUAUAUAUUAGACUCUCCUUAUCUAAUUCUCCAAUGUGGUAUUUGGAUUAACAUCUCUUACUCCCACAGUCUGUACUUUGCAUUCAAUGGUUUCACGUUGAACUCUGAUACACAUCUACUAUGGAUAAUGGAUCUCUUGAUACCUGCAAGGCCCAGUCCGAGGCAUAGGCAAAUGAAUCGAUUGUUUAGGCAUCUCGAUUUUAUACAACAAUUUUAGUUGUAUUAUAUAUAGGACACUAAAAACAAUUAUGCGAAGAAUGUGGGCAUAAAUUUGUAUUUGAAUGUAGGGCAUUAUAAUUUUUUUAAAUAAAGUUAGACCGUCCCUAAUCAUGAUAGUUUACCCUCCGCUAGUUUCUUUUAUUAUGUUUGGUAAGUCAUUGUGUACAAAAGUCAAAACCUGCUCGGCGGUAAGGAGGGUUCCACCUCCAAAUAGGCGGAUAAAAUGCUUGGGUUUGCUUGCUCCUCACACACCUUUCUCAAAUCAACUAGAAAGCUUUACAACGAAACAGCUGGCAGUGACGUACCCAUUCUCUCACUCGUCCACGUGUAAAGUGGCGACCUUGUCUCGCUGCUUAUGCAUAUGUUCGUCGUUCCUCUAGAUUUAGCUUGAUCAGUCGACGGUCUGAAAAGAGAAGGAAAAAAAAGGUAAACUAAUCGGCGUUGAUGGGCUUCGUGGACCUCUGUUACCGGGAACGCCGCCACAGAAAGCUCAAGCAGUUCCAGAGAGUGGAGAUAAAAGUGAAGAUGGACUGCGAAGGGUGCGAGAGACGGGUGAGGAAGUCGGUGCAAGGCAUGAAAGGAGUUACCAAUGUCACAGUCGAUCCUAAACAGAGCAAACUAACGGUCGAGGGAUUCGUCCAACCCAACAAAGUGGUGCGACGGGUGAUGCAUCGGACGGGGAAGAAGGCGGAGCUGUGGCCGUACGUGCCUUACGAGGUGGUGCCCCACCCUUACGCACCUGGUGCCUACGACAAGAAGGCCCCUCCUGGCUAUGUUCGCAAUGCACUCGCCGACCCUCUUGUGGCCCCGCUUGCUCGUGCCAGCUCCUUCGAGGUCAAAUACACCUCUGCCUUCAGUGAUGACAAUCCCAACGCUUGCACCAUCAUGUGAUCACUUACAUGACCAUCAUGUCUUUUUUUUUUUUUUUGUGUGUGUGUGUAAUUUACACUGUUUUUACGUAUUACGUAUCACAAGUCGGUUUAAA